UGGAGCUCGCGGGAAACUCGUCUAGCUGGCUGGCGCACCGGUGGGACUCCAGCAGCCUUGAGCCUCUGGGUGGACAAAUAGCGGCCACGCUCCCUCGCCCGGCUGGACUAUCACAAGGAACAGGCGGUGCAGCUGAGCAACCUGGUUCAGUUUGGUGACUUUCCUCACCUCCUAGUAUAUGGGCCAUCAGGUGCUGGAAAAAAUACAAGAAUUAUGUGUAUCCUACAAGAACUUUAUGGUGUCGUGGUGAAAAAAAUUGAGAUUUGAGCUCAACCUAUCACAGGAAUCUUGACAUUCCGGGAUGUGGCAAUUGAUUUCUCUCCAGAUGAGUGGGACUGCCUCGACUUUGCACAGAGGGCUUUGUACAGGGAAAUCAUGUUGGGGAACUACAGUAACAUGGUCUCUGUGGGUAUUUCAGUGUCAAAACCAGACCUGAUCAGCUCCCUUGAACAAAGCAAAGAGCCCUGGAAUGUGAACACAGGAAAGAAAGAAGGCAAUGAAAAAGCAUGAACAGAAACAAGAGAAGCAUUAUAUAAACAAUCAAAAUGAAGAAAGUCAAAACAACUAUAUGGAAUGUGGAAGGUGCUUAUACAGAUGUGUAUGCCUCACUAUGCAUAAGAGAAUUAAUCCCAAAGAGAAGGAAUACAAGUGUAAAGAUUAUAGCAAAUCAUUUACCCAUCAUGCAAAUCUCCAAGCUCACCAGAGAAUCCAUACUGGUGAGAAACCUUCCAUAUGUCAAGCAUGUCUCAAGUCCUUUACCCAGGUGUCAGUUCUUCACAGACAUCACAGAGUCCAUACUGGUGAGAAACCUUACACCUGUCAAGAAUGUGGCAAGUCUUUUGCCCAUGUCUCAACUCUACAUAAUCAUCACAGAAUCCAUACUGGAGAGAAACCUUACAGAUGUCAAGAAUGUGGCAAGUCAUUAACCAGGGCCUCAACUCUUCACAGUCAUCACAGAAUCCAUACUGGUGAGAAAACUUACAGAUGUCAAGCAUGUGGCAAGUCCAUUACCAGGGUCUCAAAUCUUCACAGUCAUCACAGAAUUCAUACUGGUGAGAAACCGUACAGAUGUCAAAAAUGUGGCAAGUCUUUUGGCCAUGUCUCAACACUUCAUAAUCAUCAGAGAAUUCAUACUGGUGAGUAACCUUACAGAUGUCAAGCAUGUGGCAAGUCCUUUACCGAGAUCUUAGCUCUUCAUGCUCACGGUAGACUUCAUAAUGGUGACAAAUCUUACAAAUGUAAAAAAUGUGGCAAGUCCUUUAACACAAAAUCAAGUCUUAGAAAGCAUCACAAAAUUCAUAUAUGAUGUACAUUUCAUAAAAUUUCUUAGUAUACCUCACAAUAAUUCAUUGUACAGUUCUUCAUACAUUAACCAAGAUAUUACAGAGACUCACAUCCUUCAAUUAAUUUUUAAAGCUUAGUGAAUACUUAGACAGCUUUAAGUUCUUAUAAAUUUAGAAACAUUGUAUCCAAAUUUGAACUUUAUUGUCAUUAAACAUUUGUUGUAAACUGAAUUUAUACAUCAUUGUUGUAAACAUACCAUUCAUGCAUUAACUAUUAUAAAUAAGUAAAUAUUUCUAGUAGGAGUAAAUUAAGCAAUAACAUUUCUUGACUGUAUGUUUAGAAAUGUGUUAAAAAACAUCCAGUUGGGGGCUGGAGAGAUGGCUCAGCAGUUAAGAGCAAUGACUGCUCUUCCAGAAGUCCUGAGUUCAAUUCCCAGCAACUACAUGGUGGCUCAUAAUCAUCUAUAAUGAGAUGUGGUGCCCUCUUCUGGCCUAUAGUCAGGAUACUGUAUAAAUAAAUAAAUAAAUAAAUAAGUCUUUAAAAUAAUCCAGUGUCAUACUAUUUCAGAUUUUGAUGCAUAUUUACUUUCUUGGUAUAUGGUUGCCUAUGUAAUGAGAUUAUGCUCUGUGUAAAGAUUAUUUUCCUGUGAUUUUUGUGAUAUUAAAUAAAUAUCAGCUUGUAUUAUAUUCUGUGCCUUUGCAAUAAAACUGUUAAGCAUUUUGACCAA
Microtus oregoni (creeping vole) is the source of this 2011-nucleotide messenger RNA. Its product is annotated as gastrula zinc finger protein XlCGF49.1-like. Gene Ontology annotation, biological process: regulation of transcription by RNA polymerase II. Gene Ontology annotation, molecular function: DNA-binding transcription factor activity, RNA polymerase II-specific; RNA polymerase II cis-regulatory region sequence-specific DNA binding. The transcript has 5 exons. Lineage: Eukaryota; Metazoa; Chordata; Mammalia; Rodentia; Cricetidae. The record is from RefSeq and is a predicted model, not a curated record. The coding region runs from base 497 to 1144 and encodes 215 amino acids.